AUGGACGGCACGGGUGAAGCUGAUGCAGAUGCCAAAAAAAUUCACCCCUUCUUUUCAGCGACAAAGAACACUGCUCCAUCGAUACCCGUCUCAGCUAUAGCAUUACCUGUUACCCCAGAUCCGUCCUGCAGUCCUGGCUCCGACAAGCUUUCUGCUAGGGCGGAUGCAUCUAUAAACAUUCUCGACGACAAUGAGCCUGCGCAAGGACGGACCAAGCGACGUAAGACCGACUCUGACGCAGAGCCUGAAGAGUCUAAGCCGCAACGCAAACGAGGACGUCCGAAAGGGAAGACGAAGCCGAAAGUAGCAGAGGGUAUCAACAUCGCCGAGCACUUUGGCCAGAAGAACGAUGCUACGCACAAGAAACCCGAAGUCCAAGGCGAGCCUUGCAAUGAUGGUACACUACAAACAGACACACAUUCCAAGAUGCUGCAUUCUGCACAACCAGUCCCACAAGCUCAACCGCCUUCAGCAGCUGUGGAUGCACAACCGGCUGAGACUUCCAUUUCCGACAAACCAUCACAAGAAUCAAAACCAAAGAAACUCUUGAAGUUCAAUCCCAAAACCGGAACCAUCGGUUCUCCGCCCAAAUCGAAAGCGCAGAACAUGGACGAAUCGGUACCAGAUCAAAUACCUGCAGCUCGACCCAGGAGGUCCAAGAAAGGGACAAGCUUGUUAGUACAUAUCCGAUAUGGUCACGAUGACGCUGCCCGUACCCGAAUCGCGGAAAAGAUCGAAGAGAUAUUCAGUGGCGUGAGGUAUAUCUCUGCCAAGAACAGCAAGCUUGUUGCAUCUCAAUUAUCGGGAGAACAGAGCAGUUCGGCUCCUAGUCAAGAAGCGCCCAGCAAACGCUCUUUGAAGAAGGAUCAGACGCUCAAGGCAGCCAAGGCUGCUCAUCCAUUCUUCAAUUCUAAAUCCAAGACAACUGUGACAACUACAACUGCGAAAGAGCUGCCAAAAUCCCCAUCGAAAAAACAAUCCAUCUUCACGUCCACCCCAUGUUCACCAAAACAAAUACGCCAAAAACCCACAAAGUUCAAUUUCCCGCAAUUCGGUCCGAAGUCUGGUGGUACCAAGUUCCCUGGUGCUCAACAGGCAGCAUGGCCAUGGAAAGGCAUGGUUCACAUUCAUGGCGAUGAGCGUGAUACAAAUCCGUUUUGGCCUAUUGCAUCCCGCCGAAUGGACUCUGGAGGUAGAAAAGCCAAGGGUCGUGAGAUUGAGUUUUCGGCAACCGAAUCAGUCAUGCGGGCUGUUGAGAAGAGGCUCGAAUUAGCAAAGCUGGCGGAAGAGGUAAAAUUGCUCAAUAGCGAUGAUUUUCUUCCUCCACCGCCAACACUCCGUUUGCCAGGUCGUCAUUUUGAAAGUGGCAAGAGACUUCAAGAAAGAUUAAGAUCAGAGCUACGAACCCUGGAAUCAGGAGAUCGGACUCAAGCGCAUCCUGCUAUUUUGAACGGCUUUGAUUCCCUGUCAAGAUCUUUGACUGCAUUCGACCGGUCAACCUGCGAGAAUAUUGCCUGGACGCAGAAGUACUGUCCCACAUCAGCAAGUGAGGUGCUUCAGGGCGGCAAAGAGGCUGAGCUUCUCCGAGACUGGCUUCAAACUCUGAAGGUUCAAACCGUAGAUACAGGCUCAUCAGACAAUGGCACUGCAAAUGCUAAGUCGGGCCCUGCGAAAAAGAAGAGGCGGAAGAAGCUUGAUAACUUUAUCGUAUCAAGCGACGAAGAAGACUUGUUGAUGAAUGAAGAAUCCGAUGAUGAAUCAGCAUGGCUGCCCCAGCAUAGCCAUGGGAGCUCAAGGAGGACUGUCGUGCGACCUACUUCAACGAAGGUUGUGAGGUUUAUGAAUUCUGUCCUACUCAGCGGACCUCAUGGCAGUGGCAAAUCGGCAACGGUAUACGCAAUCGCCAAAGAACUUGACUUUGAGGUGUUUGAGAUAAGUCCAGGAUCGCGAAGGAAUGGCAAAGACAUUGUUGAGAAAAUUGGCGACAUGACUCGAAACCACCAGGUCUCUCAUAAGCAGGAAGCAGCGAAGCUCGACGAUGCUAUUAAUGAGGACGAUGUCGCCCGUGAAAUCUCGACCGGUAAACAAGGCAUGAUGACGGCCUUCUUCAAGCCAAAGGUUGAACCCAAAGCCAAAGCCGAAGUAAAGCCCAAGGGCGAAUCAGAACCCCCGAGGAAGACAUCCAACAAGGCUCAGAAGCAAUCUCUGAUUUUGCUUGAAGAGGUCGAUAUCCUCUACGAGGAGGACAAACAAUUUUGGGCUACCGUUAUCGGGCUCAUGGCCCAGUCCAAACGCCCAUUCAUCAUGACUUGUAACAAUGAGUUCCUGGUGCCACUGCAAAACCUUGCUCUACAUGGUAUUUUUCGGUUCAGUGCCGCCCCGACAGAUCUCGCUGUUGAUCACUUACUCCUGAUCGCGGCCAACGAAGGGCAUGCGCUGAGUCGGGAUGCCGUCCAAGCUCUGUACGAGUCGCGUAGGAACGACCUGCGUGCUUCUAUUAGCGAGUUGAAUUAUUGGUGCCAGAUCGGGGUCGGUGAUCCCAAAGGAGGUUUUGGGUGGUUUUACCGAAAAUGGCCCAAGGGGUCUGAUCUCGAUGAGCGUGGGGAUCGGAUUCGGGUGGUCAGUUCGGAUACAUACCGGACGGGGAUGGGCUGGCUCGGUCGGGAUCCAGUCAGCAACUUACCCAUCCGAUAUGUACAAGACGAGAUCACUCGACAGGUCUGGGAGAGCUGGGGACUUGAUACAAGCGAGGAUCAAUGUUGCUUGAACGAUCUGGAGCAGGUAAUGAUGCCAAACACCACGCACGUCUCACGUGGAGAUCGUAUCGCCCUUCUCGACGCCGCAGACUCUUUUUAUGAGUCGUUCAGUGCAGCAGACAUCAUCUCACAAGGUGCCUUGUCAAGUCUGAAUCAAGUCUCUUUGGAUCCCACAUUGCCGCCUUCUGCAAUUAAGACCAAAGACGACUUCAUCAUCGGUCUGCAACCUAUAGACGCCCCAUUGCUGAGCAGAUAUAAUACUGCGACAUUCGAUAUGGCUACGAGCAUCAGGAGCUUCGCUAGCUCACAACUGCCAAAUACCAAUCUCACUGGUCAUUCUGAGCAUUCCCAACUCGACGAAAACUCAGCCAUCAAUAAGAUCAGAGCUAACAUUGGUAAACUCGCUUCCCUGUCUGGCAUCACUCGACUCGACUACAGUAUGGCCUUUGAUCCUAUUGCCGUUUCCGAUAAGUCUUUGGGCCAGUCUUCUGGUCAUCUUGACCCGUCUGUAUUCGACCGUACCAUGAAGAUGAUUACACUGGAUGUGGCGCCUUAUGUGCGUAGCAUUGUCGCUUAUGACCAGCGGCUCCAAACGGAACGAUUACUACGGAGUAAUCUGCUUAGCGAGGGCGGCAAACCGAAGAAACGAAUGCGCUCGACGCGUAGUGCUUAUUCUGCGCUGGAAGGCGGUACUCGAGCCAGUACGCGACGGGAGAAGUACUUUUCUGCAGAUAUAAAUCCCCAUCUCGUCAUGAAGACAGGGGGCAGAGGUUGGGAAUUGCUGACGAAUGAUGUACAUACCAUGAACGAAGUGCCAAAUAGUCCAAACUCUUCCGCGGUGGACAGCGAUGAGAUGAAUAACCCUAUAGCCUAG
Molecule: messenger RNA, 3630 nt
Organism: Pestalotiopsis fici W106-1
Lineage: Eukaryota; Fungi; Ascomycota; Sordariomycetes; Amphisphaeriales; Sporocadaceae
Exons: 1
Coding region: 1-3630 (1209 amino acids)
Cellular component (GO): nucleus
Molecular function (GO): ATP binding; ATP hydrolysis activity; DNA binding
Source: RefSeq, a predicted model, not a curated record